Messenger RNA from Helobdella robusta, 303 nucleotides. RefSeq lists its product as hypothetical. The record is from RefSeq and is a predicted model, not a curated record. The transcript is spliced from 3 exons. Lineage: Eukaryota; Metazoa; Annelida; Clitellata; Rhynchobdellida; Glossiphoniidae. Bases 1 to 303 code for a protein of 100 amino acids.
AUGGUAGAGGAUUGUUGUUGGACGAUUCUAAUUGAAUGCGAAAAAACAAUGCUCAUCCAAAUGCGUCAAGUCAGCAUUAAAUCACAUAUCACGCGUCAAGUGCUGUCUGCUGUCGGCUGCCUUCCAUUAAGAAGCAUGUUGUAUGGCUCUCUUGACCGAGGAGUUUCCACUUUUGCAACUGAAACCUUCUCCUCCUACCUCCUCACCAUCAUGCCAGUCUAUAAAUCAACAGCACAUUUAAUGGACAGGACACAAAAACAAUUCAAAACAUUAUUUUAUGCUCUCAUUAUGAUCUACAAAUAA